Messenger RNA from Achroia grisella, 4979 nucleotides. Its product is annotated as toll-like receptor 3. The coding region runs from base 202 to 3546 and encodes 1114 amino acids. The record is from RefSeq and is a predicted model, not a curated record. NCBI's taxonomy places the organism in Eukaryota, Metazoa, Arthropoda, Insecta, Lepidoptera, Pyralidae. Gene Ontology annotation, cellular component: extracellular matrix. Gene Ontology annotation, molecular function: protein binding. The transcript has 3 exons.
AGGAAGGAAGUCUAUUGUUUGAUUCACUAAUAAAUAUGGAUAAAUGAAAAACGUAUUAUAUGUUAUAGACCAAAUAUUAUUUGAAUCUUAUUUUUACUAUUUAACUAUAACACGUGGAAUUGCCUGCGUUAACGGUGAUAAACGUAAACAAUUUAUAAUAUAAAACACAGUACAUUAAUUCUAUGUCUACAGGAUAUUGAUAUGGGUCCAUUCCUCGGUAUCCCGUUUUUAUUAAUAACGUUUCCAUACGUGCUUUCAAUAACAUGGCCUCGAAAUGGAUGUACAGGUGAUUAUAAUGCCGCAAACUGUCAAAUAAAUGUUUAUUGUGUGAAUAAUCUAAAUUAUUUGGAUAGUUUUAUCCAUACAAAAGAAGAUUUAGUUACAAAUAUAGAUCAUCGAUAUAAUAAUUGUUCAAAUAAUAAUUAUUUUUAUUCACCUAAUUACGGCACAAUUUUAUCUAAAAUAUCUCUUACAUAUCGAUAUAAUUUAGAAGAUUCUAUACAUACUAUUCCACUACCGGAUUAUGCUUAUCAAAUGGCAAUUUCUACUUUUGAUGUUAGUAGUAACAGACUGAGUAUUUGUCCCAAUGUCAUGAGAAUGGACAAUUUGAUAUAUCUGAAUAUGUCAAUGAACAGUAUUAGUGUAGCAAAGUUUUCUAAUGUUGUAGAACUACCACUUUUGAGAGAAAUAGAUUUGUCGAACAAUAUUAUUAAAACUAUAAAAGUCAAUGAUGAGAAUGAGUUCCCAUAUAAAAACCUAACCAAAUUAAAUUUAUCUCAUAAUUUAUUAACAACAAUACCAGAUGCUAUUUUUGAUACAUUUAGUAAGCUCACUUCAUUGGACUUGUCAUUCAAUUUCAUAUUGUUCUUGGGUAUUGGGACCUUUGAAGGUAUAAAACGCCUGAUUCAUUUGGAUAUUUCGCAUAAUAAGAUAGUUGAUAUUAAUUCCUCUCUGUUCAGAUUUACUGAUCUGGAAACGUUUAAUAUUAGUCAUAACCAAAUUCGCACAAUAGAUGCGACAGACUUUGCAAUGCUAAAAAAGUUAGAAUCUGUGGAUUUCAGUUACAACAACAUUGUUAACUUAGAAAAAACAAUAUUUUACAAUAUGAUUUUACUAAAAACUGUUAACUUAAAUAAUAAUGAAAUAUAUUCAAUAGACCGUGACGCAUUUUUUAAUAAUACUUAUUUGACAAAGAUUGAUAUUUCUAAUAAUAAACUUAAAAUAUUACCAAAGGAUUUAUUUAAAGAUAAAAAUCUUAUUGUCUUUUCUAUAACAGGCAAUACCUUAGAGGGUCCUAUCGUAAAAGGUUUAUUUCAAGGUUUGAGAUUUGUUUUAAAGUUAGAUUUGAGCAACCAGUGCGUAACUUCUAUUGAAGAUUAUACCUUCUUUGGUCUCGAAAGAAUACAAGAACUUUUCAUAAAUAAUAAUGACAUUGGAUCGUUAUCUAAAAAUAGUUUUAAAUCACUCCAAAGUUUAGUACAUUUGGAUUUAUCUAAUAACAGAAUUACCAGCAUUGAUUUCGAUAAAGAAGAUUUAGUUAGUCUUCGUUCUUUCUUUUUACGUAAUAAUUUUCUAACUCAAAUAAAAUAUGAAUAUUAUAAUCAUUUAAACUCGCUUAGAUUUUUGGAUCUAUCUUACAAUAAUAUAUCGUCUUUGGAAUCUAAAGCAUUUAAGUCACUACGCGAUUUAAUAAUUUUCCAAAUUUAUAAUAAUCCUCUCAGUGGUGCGUUACAGGAAGGUACAUUUGAUGGGUUGAAUGCUUUGCCAUCUUUAGAUAUAUCCAAAACGCAUUUAACAAUUAUUAAUAAUAAUUCGUUCAGCGGAAUGUCACAAUUAAAAUAUUUCAAUAUUUCUCAUAGUAAUUUAACUGUAGUGCAAUACAAUGCUUUUUCGCAUACGGGCUCUAUAAAGUCGUUAGAUCUUUCUUAUAAUGCAAUAACAACAUUUUCUAUAAACUGCACAGAAAUGAAGAAUUUGCAUACUUUGUUACUUAACAAUAAUAGAAUUAAGUCUAUUUAUGCCAACUAUUUUCAUGGAUUUGAUGGUCUGAAGAAUAUAAAUUUAGCAAAUAACAAUAUUCAAAAGAUCGAAAGCGAUACAUUUUUUGGUCAACCAAACUUAAUAAGUUUAGAUUUAUCAUAUAAUUCAAAAUUGAAUACAAAUAUAUCACAGUUUGUUAACAAUAAACAUAUACAUGAUUUAAUAUUGUCUGGAAUUCGUACAAAUAUUGUAUUCACAAAUGUAAAAAAAUCCCUUACAUUGUCAAGAUUAGAUAUAGCGCAAUCAAAUAUAGAAAAUGUAACUAAAUUAAACCUGCAGGUAAUGCCACAUAUUAAAUAUUUAAAUUUAAAAGAUAAUAAAAUACAAAAGUUAGUAUCAGGUGCGUUUUUCAAAUUAUACGAUUUAAUCAAUUUAGAUUUGAGUUAUAAUUUAAUCACGAAUGUACAGGCUGGUUCUUUUAAGGAUAAUAAUCAACUUCAGUGUCUUAAUAUUUCACACAAUUCAUUAACUGCAAUCACAUAUGGAAUAUUACGAGGAUUGAAUUCCUUGCAGAUAUUAGAUAUGUCAUAUAAUUUUAUUGACGAUAUGGACAGCGAACGAUUUUACGAAGCUGAAAAUUUGAAAGAGUUAAUAUUGGACCAUAAUAACAUAUAUACAAUUUCGGCGGAAGAAUUUGUGGGGACCAAUUUAGAAGUUCUUAGUAUAGGCGAUAAUCCAUUGCCAUGUGAUAUAAUUGUGAACUUGAAGAAGAGUGUUACAUCUUUUAAUAUAACUUCUAUUCGAUUUGAUAUACAUAACGAAAAUUCUCAUGGUAUUACUUGUAAAAAAAACAGAGCGAUUACACAAGUUAAUUCAGAUCAUACUAAUGAAAGCAAAUCAUUAGAAAACGAAAAAGUUUUGUUCGAUAUAAGAGAUAUUAUGAUGAAGUUGGCUAAAGAAUAUAAUACUUAUAAUUCAGUAGAGAAUAAAGACACUGAAUACUGGAAAAUUAUUAAAGACAACAUCGAAAAGUCAAGUAAUACUCUUGACAAAAGCCUCGCAAUAAUAAUGAAUCAGUCAUUAGCAAUAUCAAUCGAAAGUAUUAAAACUAAUAUUCUGUUACAGAAAAUUUUAAAAACAAUGGUUUUUAAUAAUACCUUACAGAUACCUCAGACAUCUCUCUCAAAAGAUAAUGCAACAUAUGAAAACUUGGUAACUUACAUAAAUAAAAUGAAACAAGACAUAGGAAGUGUAAUAUCCGUAGAAAAACAAAAUGUACUUGACGAAUUGGAAAGCAAAAUAUCUUACCUUAAUUCGCGUGUUAAGUCUGUGGAAUCUUUACUUGCAUCGACAAAGCAACAGAGUAGUGAAAAAUUAAUUGCUAAUAAAGAUCCAACUGAAUCCACUCAUCAGUCAUGGUUUAUUGAGACUUGUGUUGCUUUGAUAUUAAUCAUUAUAGUUAUUUAUAUUUUGUACAAAUUCUAUAAGUCUAAUAUGUUUAUGAAGUCUAGAAGAACUUACAGUUCACGUGAAUUACCGGGUUCCAUGGAAAGCCCAAAUUUGUAAUUAUAUAUUGCAAUCUCUGGGAUGGCCCCGAUGGUCUAGUAGUUUAACAAAUCCCCUUACUUCUGGUAGUAUGAUUGUUUGUAUUAAUCUGGGUCUUUUAUAUGCAUUGCAUAUAUGUAUUUAGAAAAACAAUGAAUUUGAAUAUGUCUAUCUUGUCCAGUGCACAAGCUUUGCUUAGCUAGAAACUAUGUCUGUAUUAUCAAGGUUUAUUAUUAUAUUAUUUUUAUUUUUUCAAUUGCGAGACAAGAGACAUUUGGUUUAGUGCUGAAUCAUGGAUGAUGGCUCUAUACCAUAAUAUAUAAUUCUAAAUAGAUUCUUGGAUCUGUUCGAGAUAAAUUACUGAAUAAUCAAAGAUUUUAAUUACCGUAAUUAGUUCUUUUAGUUCGUACUAAUUUAAGAAUUUCAUAAAAAUAUACAGAACUGAUAUGUAGAAAUAAAAUACAAAAAUUGUUGCUUUUUAUAUUAUUGCUUGUUUUUUCUGUCUGGUAUUAUAGUGACAUAAAAUAAUUACAAUAUGGUUUGAUUGGUAUGGAUUCUUUUGUAUUCUUGAGGUAUUUAUAAUAAGCCAUAAAAAAGGGAUUGGCCCACAUGGUCUCUCUGUUACCUUGUUGAUUUCUUACCGUACGAUGUAUGCCAAUUACGAUAUAUGUUAAAAAGUCCUCAUAAAAUAAAUAACAUUCUUUUUCCAUUGGGCAGCUUAAACCCGUUGCAUAAAAAACACUUUAUUUUGUUCUUACUUUUACUAUUAAUUUUGAGUAUGUAUUAGUGUGUAAUGUGGAUUGUUGUAGUAUUAUGUCUUCACUUCAUAUUUUUGUUGUUAUCUAACCAAGAUAAGAAUAAAAAUAUGAAAUCUUUACAAUAUCGUCAUAUCGUUUAUUUAUUUAAUCAGCCAAGUAUUACCUAUAUUAAAUGUGUAUACAUGUACGCAGCUUAUUUCACUAUUUUGGCAGUUUCAAAGAAUGCAUAUAUUAUUAUUUUUAAACUUUAGUGUUUAAUAUAAAUUAUAUAUAUUAUUAACCGUGUUUUAACACGAAUAAUUUUAUGGCAAAUAAAGGUAUUUACCUCACUCGACGUUUCGAAUAGGUUGUACUAGCCAUGAUCACGAGCUGUCUGGAGUAACAGCGAUGCCAAUGUAGACAGGUGACAGCAGUUUUUUCAUCUACCGUCACUAGAUUGUUCAACGAACAUCGUGAGUACUGUGUGACGUGAACUUUCGUUGAAUAAUAUAAUCAGCUCGGGACCACGGCUAGUGCAACCUAGUCGAAACGUCGAUAGCGGUAAUUAUUCGUGUUAAGACCCGGUUAAUAAUAUAAAUAAUGCAUAUAUUCUUUUAAAUUAUAUGUAUCCUAGAUAUGUACUAUAAUAACAAUACUUUAAUCGAAUAGUCAGAUAAGAUGAUCAGUGUAAUUAAUAUUAAUAAUAAAAUGAUUGAC